Messenger RNA from Echinops telfairi (small Madagascar hedgehog), 4095 nucleotides. It is a transcript of the gene RBM26, whose product is annotated as RNA binding motif protein 26. Gene Ontology annotation, biological process: mRNA processing. The transcript is spliced from 22 exons. Gene Ontology annotation, cellular component: nucleus. Lineage: Eukaryota; Metazoa; Chordata; Mammalia; Afrosoricida; Tenrecidae. The coding region runs from base 5 to 3073 and encodes 1022 amino acids. The record is from RefSeq and is a predicted model, not a curated record. Gene Ontology annotation, molecular function: RNA binding; metal ion binding.
GCGGAUGGUUUCUAAAAUGAUCAUUGAAAACUUCGAGGCACUCAAGUCCUGGCUCAGCAAGACUCUGGAGCCCAUCUGUGAUGCAGAUCCAUCAGCCCUAGCAAAAUAUGUUCUGGCUUUGGUAAAGAAAGACAAAAGUGAGAAAGAGUUAAAGGCACUGUGUAUUGAUCAGCUAGAUGUAUUUCUUCAGAAAGAGACACAGAUAUUUGUGGAAAAACUUUUUGAUGCUGUGAAUACAAAGAGUUAUCUACCUCCUCCAGAGCAGCCAUCAUCAGGAAGCUUAAAGGUAGAAUUUUUUCAACACCAAGAAAAAGAUAUAAAAAAAGAAGAGAUCCCAAAGGAGGAAGAGCGAGAGAAGAAGUUUUCUAGAAGGCUAAAUCAUAGCCCUCCCCAGUCAAGCUCAAGAUACAGAGAAAAUAGGAGUCGUGAUGAGAGGAAGAAAGAUGAUCGUUCUCGUAAAAGAGAUUAUGAUAGAAACCCUCCUCGAAGAGAUUCUUACAGAGACCGAUACAACAGAAGACGAGGGAGGAGUCGCAGUUACAGCAGGAGUCGGAGUCGGAGCUGGAGUAAAGAGAGACUGCGAGACAGAGAUAGAGAUAGGAGCAGGACUCGAAGCAGAAGCAGAACACGAAGCAGAGACAGAGACCUGGUAAAACCUAAAUACGACUUGGAUAGAACAGAUCCAUUAGAGAAUAAUUAUACUCCAGUCUCUUCGGUACCUAACAUUUCAUCUGGCCAUUACCCUGUACCUACUUUAAGCAGCACUAUUACAGUAAUUGCUCCUACUCAUCAUGGUAAUAAUACUACUGAAAGUUGGUCUGAAUUUCAUGAAGAUCAGGUGGACCACAAUUCAUAUGUAAGACCACCUAUGCCAAAGAAACGAUGUAGAGACUAUGAUGAAAAGGGUUUUUGUAUGAGAGGAGACAUGUGCCCUUUUGAUCAUGGAAGUGACCCAGUAGUUGUAGAAGAUGUGAAUCUGCCGGGUAUGCUGCCUUUCCCUGCACAGCCUCCCGUUGUUGAAGGACCACCUCCUCCUGGGCUCCCUCCACCUCCACCAAUUCUUACACCCCCACCUGUGAAUCUUAGACCCCCAGUGCCACCUCCAGGUCCAUUACCACCUAGUCUUCCACCUGUCACAGAUGAUAUUUCUUAUUCUUUGGUUUUGACAGGACCACCCCCUCCACUUCCUCCUUUGCAGCCAUCUGGCAUGGAUGCUCCCCCAAACUCUGUGACUAGUUCUGUUCCUACUGUAGUAACAACGGGCAUUCAUCACCAACCUCCUCCUGCUCCACCUUCUCUUUUUACUGCAGCUUUUGUUUUACCAGAUACAUAUGACACAGAUGGCUACAAUCCUGAAGCCCCAAGUAUAACAAACACUUCCAGACCUAUGUAUAGACACAGAGUGCAUGCACAAAGACCUAACUUGAUAGGACUAACAUCAGGGGACAUGGACUUGCCACCCAGAGAAAAGCCUCCUAAUAAAAGCAGUAUGAGGAUAGUAGUGGAUUCAGAAUCAAGAAAAAGAACAAUUGGUUCUGGGGAGCCUGGAAUUCCUACAAAGAAGACUUGGUUUGAUAAACCAAAUUUUAAUAGAACAAAUAGCCCUGGCUUCCAGAAGAAGGUUCAGUUUGGAAACGAAAAUACCAAACUUGAACUUAGAAAAGUUCCUUCCGAAUUAAAUAAUAUCAGCAAACUUAAUGAACAUUUUAGCCGCUUUGGAACCUUAGUUAAUUUGCAGGUUGCUUAUAAUGGUGAUCCUGAAGGUGCGCUUAUCCAAUUUGCAACAUAUGAAGAAGCAAAGAAAGCAAUAUCAAGUACAGAAGCAGUGUUGAACAAUCGCUUUAUUAAGGUUUAUUGGCAUAGGGAAGGAAACACCCAGCAAUUACAAACGAAUUCUCCAAAGGUAAUACAGCCUUUAGUGCAGCAACCUAUAUUGCCUAUUGUGAAGCAGUCAGUCAAAGAGCGGUUGGGUCCAGUACCUUCAAGUAACAUUGAACCUGCAGAAGCUCAAAGUGCCAGUUCAGACCUUCCUCAGAAUGUAACUAAGUUAUCUGUGAAGGACAGGUUGGGUUUUGUAUCAAAGCCAACUGUUUCAGCAACUGAAAAGGUGUUGUCUACAUCUACUGGCCUAACAAAAACAGUGUAUAACCCAGCUGCUUUGAAGGCUGCACAAAAAUCCUUACUUGUUUCCACCUCUGCAGUGGAUAAUAAUGAAGCACAGAAAAAGAAGCAGGAGGCGCUGAAACUUCAGCAGGAUGUAAGGAAAAGGAAACAAGAAAUUUUAGAAAAACACAUUGAAACACAGAAGAUGCUAAUUUUAAAACUGGAGAAAAAUAAAGCAAUGAAAUCUGAAGACAAAGCAGAAAUAAUGAGAACUUUAGAGGUUUUGACAAAAAAUAUCACAAAGUUAAAAGAUGAGGUCAAAGCUGUUUCUCCUGGACGCUGUCUUCCAAGAACUAUAAAAACCAAGACUCAGAUGCAGAAAGAAUUGCUUGACACAGAACUGGAUUUAUAUAAAAAGAUGCAGGCCGGAGAGGAAGUCACUGACCUUAGGAGGAAAUAUACCGAAUUACAGCUGGAAGCUGCAAAACGAGGUAUUCUGUCUCCUGGUCGGGGUAGAGGAAUUCAUUCGAGAGGUCGAGGUACCGCUCAUGGCAGGGGCAGGGGCAGAGGUCGAGGCCGAGGUGUUCCUGGUCAUGCUGUGGUGGAUCAUCGUCCUAGGGCCUUGGAGAUUUCUGCAUUUACCGAGAGUGAUAGAGAAGAUCUUCUUCCCCAUUUUGCGCAAUAUGGCGAAAUUGAAGACUGUCAGAUUGAUGACGCGUCACUUCAUGCUAUAAUUACAUUCAAGACAAGGGCAGAAGCGGAAGCAGCUGCAGUUCAUGGAGCUCGUUUCAAAGGGCAGGACCUAAAACUGGCAUGGAAUAAACCAAUAACUAAUACUUCAACUGCUGAAAUAGAAGAAGCUGAACCAGAUGAAGAGGAAUUUCAGGAAGAGUCUUUGGUGGAUGACUCAUUACUUCAAGACGAUGAUGAAGAAGACGACGACACUGAAUCUCGUUCUUGGAGAAGAUGAUUUGACUGAUCACUGAUCUGCAUAUGCUAGAACUCUUCCUGUGUUUCAUUAGUUUUAUCUAAUGUACUUUGACAUAUUUGUAAAAACAAUUUUUGGUAAAUUGUGAUGAAGAUGGAUUUCACAAAUAGACAAAAGAGAAGAAAACUACCUUCUGAUCUUGUAUUUUGAAAGAUUGAUGUUUGCGUUUUAUUUCAGUAAACAAUUGCUAAGACAUCACUCUAGAAACAUAUGCAAUGUUUUUAUUACAUACUUCUACUGAACGCUACAGGAUUCUUUGGCUUCUUUGUAAUUUAAUGAAUAGGUCUGAAAACUUAAGACCAAUACUUGUUAUAAUUUAGAAGGUUUUGUUUUACUCCAAAUAAGGAAUGAAUUUGCAUUUAAAAUCUUAAUGAAUGUUUUCAAAAAAGGAAUAGAUAACAUAGUAUUCUAACUAAAGUCUCCCAAGUUAUGUAUUCAUAAUAUUACAUAGUAGUAUGCUUAGGCUUUACUAUGUAUUAGCCUUUAAUUGAAUCUGUGUGUGUAUUUUACCUUAUGGGUUUAAAUGAUAACGGUGUAUGACUGCUUUGCAUAUGAGUGAUUAUGCAUUCAGAUGUUAAAAUAAAGUGGAAUGGUCUCUAAAAAAGAAAAGAGGAAAAAAAUGAUAAAAAAAAAAGACAAUAUUCUUUGAUUUAAAAAAAAAAGAAAAAAGAAAAAAAAAAAAGACCAUUCCAGAUGGCAAUCUACCCUCUCCCCCAAUUAUCACAAAAGGAGCUAUAAUCACUAAUUCACUCUUAAUAAUAAUGGUUACUGGUACCUUUUCUAUAAUGUACAAUCCAAUGUUUAAAAUUUAUACCACUUUAGUUUGGUUUGAUCUUAUAAACUUUCAACAGAUGUCUUAAGAUUUAAAAACAGGCUGAUUAGUUUGGAAGCAGACUUCAAGUAGAACUAACAUUUGAGGAAUAAGAAAACAUCACAUUACAUUUUGGAUGUAUGAAAGAAACAUGACCAUUUGAAGAUGUAUGAAUAAAGAAAUGUACUAUAAA